UUGCCAGUUGGUCGCCGGGGUGCAGUUGGUCGCAGUUCAGUCGUGGCGAUCGCCAGGUGAACGAAGGUUGUGUCGCGCAGACUGGAUUUCUGAGACCGGAAGACUGCAGUUGGAGUACACAGAAUCACUACGAAGCAAAAAUGUCGGGCAAACUGAUCAUGAAGCGCAAGCGAGCCAGCCAGGAGGAGCAGCAACAUCCGCAGGCGCAGGAGCAACAUUUGCAGGCACAGGAGCAGCCGCAUCUGCAUCUGCAGCAACAGCCGGAUGAGGCUGCUCCGGAGAAGCGCCAUCGCCCUCUCACGCCACCCGCUGAAGAGCCCGGACAGGAUUACCCCUCCCCGCCAGAGGCACCGAACAGAAUACUCCUGGAAGCCCUGCAGAAAAUCAUGGAGCUGCAGGCCGAACUGGAUGCCUUCGAGCAGGAUCUAGACGAUCGGGAUGGCUUUGCGGACAGAGCAGCUCACGAGGAGGAGGCCGAGGAGAGUGCGGAGGACGCUGAGGUGGCUGCACAGUUCGCACCACCCACUCCGGGCCAAAGGAGCCAGGCGGAGGCCUUGGGCUUCGCCAUGUGCGCCAGGGAAACGCUGCUCUUCCUGCAGAGCGAGGGCGUGCCCACGGAGUCGCCACUCUACCAAACGCUCCUGGGCAAGUUGGUCGGACAAAGCGAUGGACUGCUGCACGCCUAACUGCCGGCUGGAGGGCAGGGGCUCCUCCGCAUUCUAGUCACUUUGCCGCGAUCUCAUUGCAAGUAAAACGAGAGAGAGAAAUGGAUUCUAAGGGUUGAGCACUUAUCGGGGGGUGGAAUCUGUGCAAACCCGGAAUCUCCGUAAUCCUAAGCUGUUUACUCUAGUCAAUUAUUGUGAAGCAAUAUAAAAAUCAUAAGCAACGAAAGAAAUAAAAUUACAAAGCAAAAAAUAAA
This is a messenger RNA of Drosophila ficusphila, 919 nucleotides long. RefSeq lists its product as uncharacterized. The record is from RefSeq and is a predicted model, not a curated record. Bases 141 to 686 code for a protein of 181 amino acids. The transcript has a single exon. Lineage: Eukaryota; Metazoa; Arthropoda; Insecta; Diptera; Drosophilidae.